Molecule: messenger RNA, 6179 nt
Organism: Esox lucius (northern pike)
Lineage: Eukaryota; Metazoa; Chordata; Actinopteri; Esociformes; Esocidae
Product: mpv17-like protein
Exons: 4
Coding region: 955-1611 (218 amino acids)
Cellular component (GO): cytoplasm; membrane
Source: RefSeq, a predicted model, not a curated record
GAGAGAAAGCGACCAAGCGAUCCUGUGCUUAAAAGUAGCCGGCCAACAUAUUUGCGCGUAAAAGUGGGUUUUGCGCGUUCUGUGCGCGCAGCUUAACAGAUUUAAAACACAUCUAAUGGGUUUUAUUAGUCAAAGACGAAGAACAGCGUCACUCCAGAGUCAUUGAGAUCUGUGGAGCAGUUCAAACGCGCCUAACUGAGUGCCUUAACCGACAAUGCUGCAGAUUAGCGGUUGAUACGCAGAAUGGAUUUGGCAUGGGCUAUCAUUCUUACUGACCUGGACGAAAUGUCGAAGCAAACGGUACAUUGACAGAAUUAUCUAUAAUGGAUAAAUGCUUUAAAUACCACAUCUAAAUGGAUUACUCAACUUUUUCAAUUUUUAAGUCAAUCCGUUGUUUUAAUAAUAGAAUGCGGAAUAUAAGACCGCAGGGUGUCUAAAUACGGGAAGUUACUCUGAGGAUUCCGCAAUGAGGAGACGAAAUGGAAUUGUGGCAGAUAUGGUGCGCUGCCAGACAAUACCAUGAGACGUUUUUGAUGGAGCUGUUUGAAACCGCAAAUUUUCACAAGGAAUUGUAAACACUUCGUGACGGUAUAACGUUUGGAUGUAACACGUUAUCAUUUUGGGCUGAAGUGAAUGAACACUUGUUCUGAAUAUUAAAUCAUAAUUCAUACACAUUUUGCCUGGACUAAAUUUAGCUGAUGCCAAGGGUGUGAAUAGAAGGAACUUUAAAGAUCUAUCCCGCCAUUGUGCCCUUGGGCAAGGCACUUAACUCUGACCUGCACUAGGGGCGCUGUAGCCUAUUGUCACUGACCGGUGCCUCUCAACGUGGGUCUCUUCACUUUGGAGCGUUGGCAAGGGCAGAAGACAACAAUCCUUUGAAGAGUCAUACAGCAAUGGAUUAUAUUGUUCUAUUCUUCUAUAGUGUUUUUCUUUCAUAGAAUACCGAAAUUGAAAAUGAACGCGUUCAAACUUAGGAAAGCCUUAGUAAAAGAAAUGGUUAAACGGUUUCCAUGGCUGGCCAACGUUACUCUUUAUGGCUGCCUGUUUGCCGGUGGUGACUUCGUCCAUCAGAUGAUUGCACAAAGAGAAGAGAUGGACUGGAAACAUACCAGAAAUGUUGCCAUAGUGGCCAUCAGCUUCCAUGGAAAUUUUAAUUAUUUUUGGUUGCGGGCUUUGGAAAGUCGGUUCCCUGGAAAAUCUCCUAGAAUGCUCUUCCGCAAACUGCUUCUGGACCAAAGUUUUGCGUCGCCCUUGGCAACUAGUGUCUUCUACACAGGGGUGAGUUUUUUGGAAAAUAAAGAGGACAUAUUCGAAGACUGGAGAGACAAGUUUAUCAACACAUAUAAGACUGGACUUAUGUACUGGCCUUUUAUGCAGUUCCUAAACUUCAUCCUGAUGCCUCUGUACCUGCGGACGGUCUUUAUGGGCUGCUGUGCAUUUCUGUGGGCCACCUUCCUGUGUUUCUCCCGUCAGAGUGGGGACGGCACGGCCGGUGUGGCCCUUGCCUUCUUCCUGUAUCCUAAACAAAGGCUGCAGGCCGCCCAAGAGGCCCUAAUCGCACUCAAGAAACAGAAAGAAGAGGAAGAAGAACAGCACAGCACAGAAAAAUAACUAAACCGGUUCAAUGUGAUUUGAUUCCAUUCAGAUGAAUCCAGUCACAGACAGCUGAACUGAUUUUAUUCAGUUGAAGAAAUAGAAAACGGAUAAGGACCCAGGCACUUAUAGCUGAACUAAAUUUGAUAUCAAUUCAGUUUUAACACAAAUGUAUUGACAACCCUCAGUGUCCCAUAGAACAACACAAGGAAAUAGUGUGGUUAGGGCUCACUGAAAACAUCAUGUGUUGAUAUCCUCAGGUUUAACAAGAAACACAGUUACGAAAUGUAGGCCAAAUGUAAAAGACACAACAGCCGUACCUCUCAGGAAUUACGUUCAUAUACAACUCAUUUGUAAAUCGUGGUAACGUUCAGUGUGAACAUAAAUUGGUGGAAUUACAUUCGCUAUCAACAUGUCAACCUUUGCUAUUGUUCCUUAAUGUCUCACUAUUACGUUUCUCCUUAAUGCGUCACUAUUAUGUUGGUCAUUAAGCUAAUCGAUUGAAAAGGAAAAACGCCUCGUUAUGAAUAACAUUUAUGGUUAAUGGUUAAGGUUUACUCAGGGUUAAGGUUAGGCAUCACAUUACUGAGGUUAGGGUUGGGAUGAAGGUGAUGGUAAGGCCGCAGUAACAGAAAACGCCUGUCUAAACAAUACAAUCCCACUACAAUAAAAUGGUCUCGCCUCCCAUUGGAAUCGAACUCACAACCAUCGGACUGAAAGUCGGCACGGUAACACCCACAUUGUCCCCAACCACCGCCGUAGCAAACAGUCACUCUAUUUAACUAUUCAUGCCGUCAUAAGUGCCCCUGGGGGCCGGCUUCUCAUGGUGGCUAAACGGCAGUGUUCAAAUGCUGACACUGAACGUAAUCGCGAGUCAUUAAGGACCAGUAGCACUGCUGAUAUGUUCAUACCGAAAACCAAAAUAGCUACAUAUUUAUGUAUUUCCUGCGAUGUUGGGUUAGAUACAAACACAUCCAGCAAAUACUAUGCAAGCCACAUGGACAGCCUGAAUUACCUCCCUGAGACUGAUUCAAUUCAGCACAACUUUAUCCCAUCAGGGGCAACCAAGUUUGUACAGUGACAGAACAUUACUCACAGACAAGACUCAAGAUUCUACCAGUAUAUAAGAGCCAUACAGUUUGUGAAAAAAUAACAAUUGCAGUUGUUUUGUAAAUUUCAGGUUUCUCUCAUUGUGAUAAAAAAGAAAUCAGAGACCUUGGGCCACAUCAUACCUAAGCUUCAUCUAGGAGGAGAGCUGAUCUGGAGGGGUGCCCCCCCUUUCCAUGUCAUCUUAUUUGUCUCCUAAAAGGCAGAACAGAUGCUAAAUCAGACCUCCUACACUGAACGGCUAAUAUGGACUGCCCCUGACGUUGUUUUUAAGUUCAACAUAUCAGUUUGGUUCUGAUAUCCGGGUGGUUCCUCAGGGUCUAUAAUAUUGUAUAAUAUUUAUGUCAGUUAAGUGGGUGUCCGUUCUAUGCUUUACAUUUUUUGUCCCAUUGGAUGCCUUUUGUUGGUGACAUGUCCAGGCCUAGAAGCAGUCAGGAUGAGUCAUGAGUCAAAUCUCAGGAGUUGGUUCCUUCUUACUAAUGGAUAAUGUGUGUCUGUGAAUGUGCUUUUCUGUGUGGGUGUGUGUGUGUGUGUAUGUGUGGGCAUGUGUGUUUGUGUGUGUAUGUGUGUAUGUGUCCGCUAAGGGGUAGCUUUCAGAUUGACCAUCUAAGGAUAAAGUGCUAUCCUGUCCUGUUACUUGAAAUGUAUUUACUCAUGUAUUUAUUUAUGUAUUAGCCUACAAGGUUACCAUCAACCUUGCUACCUUAUAGUAUAUCCUCCAACACGAGGUAUACCAUCAGUUUAGAAAUCCUGCUUGGAGGAUUUCCAGGAUUUUUCCAUAUGCCCUGCUGAUUCCAAGUAUUUUCCAACUUGGAUUUCUGGAAAACCUGGGAAUUUUCUAGAAAAUGACCACAAUUUUGCCAUGCUAAAAUCCAUCAUUGUAUGGCAGAUCGGCAGUAGUCUUUCGGUUAGGCAGGAAAUGCAGGAAUCCUCCAGCCAGAAUUUCAGAAAAACCUGGGAAAGGUGUUAUUAAUACAAAUACUGCUCAACAUAGCCAACCUAUGUGGACCCUUCCAUAGAGUUUUGUUUGGCUGUUGAAUAAAUAUGUUGUUUAAAAGAGUGAUUACCUUCAAGGUCAUGUCAUAUGUAAAUAAUAAUAUAAUAAUAAUUAUGUCCAUACAUCAUUUUAUGGUUUCCUUGAUGAAAAGUAACUGGUGGAUUGAUUAUAUUAAUCUACUCACUGAUAGAGGUUUCCUAAUCUGAAACCCUAUUGAAUUCUCAACCACAUUACUGCAAUGGAAUGCCUUACUGAGACCUAUACAGGGAAAUGCAGCAUCAAAUAGUGACCUGUGUUUACCCAAAUGUCAGAACUACUACAGCAGUCUGUGUGAGAGCAAACUGAUGUUGCGGAUAUUGUCACAAUAAUAUGAUUCAGUUUCAGAAAAGCUUUACUGUAAAAAGGUUGGUCUUAGUCGUUAGUACAUCACAGCUGUAGCAUGAUGUUGCAUGAACAUUGACUAGAGUCAGGGCUGACCACUGGGCAGUUCAUGCCAGAUGUGCUGUUCCAUUUUUAGACCAGUGGGUCUGUCUAACAACAUGAUCAUUAUUCAACAGAGAAUCAAGACGUAAAGGAAUAAAAUGGGAUGGUGUGGUAGAAAAGCCUGGGCCGACUUCUGAUCACAGUCCUUCCCCAGGAGCACAUCACUGACAAAGACUAUGACAUCUGGUUGUUGAGUUUGUGUGGCAAUUACAUUUGGCCAUUUCUUUUUGUCCACUUCAAUCUCUUCUUGGUUUUCACCUAGUCCCGACUAUUCCAUUGUCAAUGUUGUAUUGCCAAUAAGAAGCUAACAUGUUUGACUUAGUGUCUUUCUGCGUGUUGUCUCACCUCUACAUAUAAUAUAGCUGCUGUAUGACAGUAAUAUUGCCUGUUUCCAGGACAUUCCCAGUCACAACAUUGUUUCUCAACAACAUAGAAAUGUUAAACAAUCAUGAAGUGAAGUGUGUUGUUCAACAUUUGAAAGUCACUGGCAACCUGUCCCUGGCAACCUGUCCCUGACAUCCUGUUCCUGACAACCUGUCCCUGACAACUUGUCCCUGACAACCUGUCCCUGACAACCUGUCCCUGGCAACCUGUCCCUGACAACCUGUCCCUGACAACCUGUCCCUGGCAACCUGUCCCUGACAUCCUGUCCCUGACAACCUGUCCCUGGCAACCUGUCCCUGACAACUCUGUACCCUUAAGCUGUUGUGUAGUAGUGCAUUAGAAAGGAAAUAUGUUGCCAUGGCCCUGGUCAUAAGUAGCCCAUUAGAGGGAAUAGGAUACCAUUGGGAUGCUGGCUGUGCAUUUGUGACUGACAGAUGAAGAGGCGGAUUCGGAUUGGUUUAAUCUGAUACUGAUGGUGAUGACAUGCUGUCUUGGACCAACUUUUUUGUGCCAGGAAACCAAAUUCAUCAGGGACCCUUCAAAAUGCCACUCGAGUGAGAUAAAAAUAGCAUAAGGACUGUUACUAUGAUUUCAGACAAGUCUCUGAGUUUCGCUUGACAGAUUGUUCUGAACAUCUACACACUUUUUAUAAACUGAUUAGGUGUUGUUUAUGGACAGGUCUCAGCCAAGGUCCGCCAAGGUCCGUGACUUCUUCCUGUUCCUCUAGGUCAAAGGUCAGGUAUAUCCUUUUCAUUAUUUUGGUUAGUCCUGACACUGUCAACAGGCUGUUGCAUAUACUCUUUCUAGGCACACACACCCACAUACACAAGUAUGUUCUUAGAUAUAUACUAUUUAAAUGUGAUAAGACCAAAUCCAGUAUGAAAACUGCAAUAACCAUCCAAUGAAACAAAAUAUUAUUGUACGUUCCUUAUAUUAUAUAAUUUGAUUCUUACUAUAUUUAGAAAGUAUUUCAGUAAUUCUAACCUUCACCUGCUUUACUUUUGUUGGAUGGGAAAAAAUGUCUGUUCUGAAUGUUUUUUUCCCCCAUGUAUUAUGUUGGUACUAUAUAUUUAAGGCUAUGACCUCAAACUUGAGCACAACAAAGCAGUCUGUACCUAUUUUAAUCAAAAAUAUCAAAUCUAUACCUUUCUAAUACUAUUGGACAUUAAUUUGGUGAAUGAGGUCAGAGUUACCUAAGUACCCCUGCACUUGGCAGUUCAUGUAGAUCUGAAAGAUUUCCAAGCCAGUUGGAAAAUGGCAGUAAGUCUGUAGGCUUUUGGCAUUAACGUCAAUGCAUCACUAAAUAGAAUUUAGACUUAAAGAUCCUCUGUGAGAUUUUAAGCACCCAAAAUGAGUAUAACAUGACCAAGAUGAAUAUAAUAGAAUUUAUAAUAAUUUAAAAAAAAAUCUAUAUACAUAUGCAUUUUGGGCUAUUCAUAACAUGUCCUAAGAAAUGGGUGAUAUAGUGUAUAUUAGGAUGACAUAACACAAAAAAAUGACAACUUUAAUGGUUGUAAUUCAGGGACAAAUCUGAAUGCGUCAUGACAAGGAUGACAUGGAUGACAUGGACAUGGAUGACAUGGACAUGACAUGGAUGACAUGGAUGACAUGGACA